ACGUUUUAUCCAUCGGUCAAAUAUCAAAUUGUUUUGAGAAUCACAGCUUUGAAAGAAAGGAAUCAGAGAAAAAAUGGCGGAAGAGGGUCAAGUGAUUAGCUGCCACACCGUUGAAGCUUGGAACGAGCAUCUCCAGAAGGAAAACGAGUCCAAGAAACUGGUGGUGGUGGAUUUCACGGCUUCAUGGUGUGGACCAUGCCGUUUCAUUGCCCCAAUUCUGGCAGAUUUUGCUAAGAGGAUGCCCAAUGUCACAUUCCUGAAGGUUGAUGUGGAUGAAUUGAAGUCUGUGGCUGAGGAUUGGGCUGUGGAGGCCAUGCCAACCUUUGUGUUCCUCAAAGAAGGCAAAUUAGUGGACAAGGUUGUGGGUGCAAAGAAAGAGGAGUUGGAGCGGACUAUAGCAAAGCAUGCCAUUGCUUCUGCUUCUGCUUGAUUUGUAAUGUAGAGGAUAUAUGAACCUCAAUACUAAUUUGUAGUUUGUUCUUGUUGGGCGAACAAAGUGUGGUUAUGGGUCUUGUGGAAGAUCCGCAGUAUGUGUGCGUAGGCUGCGUAGCUCACAUAUAUGUGCUUGUCUGUUGGGCUACAUGUUACUCAUUUCCCUUAUUGGUUUAAGAGAUUUGAAGUAAUCUAGGAUGCUUUUGGUGCAA
Alnus glutinosa is the source of this 644-nucleotide messenger RNA. Its product is annotated as thioredoxin H1-like. NCBI's taxonomy places the organism in Eukaryota, Viridiplantae, Streptophyta, Magnoliopsida, Fagales, Betulaceae. Gene Ontology annotation, molecular function: protein-disulfide reductase activity. The transcript has 3 exons. The coding region runs from base 74 to 430 and encodes 118 amino acids. The record is from RefSeq and is a predicted model, not a curated record.